Messenger RNA from Metopolophium dirhodum (rose-grain aphid), 731 nucleotides. RefSeq names its product RNA polymerase II transcriptional coactivator (gene Ssb-c31a). The transcript has 4 exons. Gene Ontology annotation, biological process: positive regulation of transcription initiation by RNA polymerase II. NCBI's taxonomy places the organism in Eukaryota, Metazoa, Arthropoda, Insecta, Hemiptera, Aphididae. The record is from RefSeq and is a predicted model, not a curated record. Gene Ontology annotation, molecular function: transcription coactivator activity; DNA binding. The coding region runs from base 209 to 550 and encodes 113 amino acids.
GUCCCGUCGGGCGCGCAAAAACGCGGAACUGUACAUUCGUCCGUUAAUUAACGCGACACCGAUCGGUCACACUGUAACGACGACCGUGUUUGAGGUUACGACUAUGAGUUUGUGACAUUUGUUGCCGUCAAGCAUAUCAAUAUUUUCCAACCGUCCCCGUUCAGCGAAUUGGGAUUUCCACGUUACAGGAAAACGAAACGUUCUCACAAUGGCGCCGAAAAAGUCCAAACGUAGCGCCUCCGAAUCCUCUUCUUCGGACUCCGGACCCGACGACAGAAAUCCUCCUCCAAAAAAGUCUAAACCUUCUGAUAAAGGAAGUUCCAAGAAAACCAGCUCAAAUGAAGAAGAGCAUUCUUUUGCAUUGGAUAAAAAUCGUUUUGUUAAAGUAAGGGAAUUCCGUGGUAAACUUUUCAUUGACAUCCGUGAAUUCUAUGAGAAGGAUGGAGAAACACUUCCUGGAAAAAAAGGCAUAUCUUUGUCUGUUGGUCAAUGGAACAAACUGAAGGAACAAAUUGAUGACAUUCAGGAAUCUGUUGAAAAAUUGGGAUAAUAAUUUAAAAAAUUUUUAACAUGCCAGACUUGUUUUUUUUAAUUUAUUUAUAAUAUUAGUUUGUUUUAAUGUAUUAUCUCAUAAUUAAGCACUAAGCGUUAAAUUAUAAGCUGAACUAUAAUUUUGUACUUCAUACUCCUAAAGUAUUUUAAUUUACCAAGUAUAAUAUAAAUUUCAUUGA